GAAACACAGCCAUGACUACAAACAAUACAUCAACAGGAUUUCUUUCCAAUUGUUCACAGGCCAGAACUACAACAUGUGGGCCGUCAAAAUGAAGGCAUUCCCAAAAGGCAAUGGUGUGUCGGACUCAGUAGAAAAUGGCUUUAAUCCUCCCGGGCUACCAAACAACCCAACUGUAGCACAGUUGAAGCAACAUGCAGAAUAUGUUCAAAACUCCUACAGAGCCCUUACGUACAUCCAUAGUGGAAUAGUAGACACAAUCUUUUUGAGAAUCAUGAGGGCAGAAACAGCAAAAAGUGCUUGGGAUACUCUUCAAAAGGACUUUGAAGGUGACAACAGAGUGAAAGAUAACAACUUGCUUACACUAAAAAGGCAGUUUGAAAUGUUAACCAUGAAAGAGAGAAAGGCAGUCCAUCAGUACUCAACCAAGCUGAUAGACAUCGUCAACCAAAUCAGAUUUCAAAGUGAAGAUUUUCCAGAUAAAAGAGUUAUUGAUAAGAUAAUGGUCAGUGUACCAGACAAGUUGGAAUCAAAGAUCUCAGCAAUAGAAGAGUCUAAUGACUUGAAUCAGCUUACCAUUAAUGAGCUCAUUAGCAAGCUAAAAGCUCAUGGGAGAAGGCUGUCUAUUCAAGGUGAUGAAGUUCCUGAAGAAGCCCUUCAAGCAAAGGAAAAAGGGAAGCAAGCAGUAGAGACACCAGACUCUGCAGAAUAUGAAAAUGAAAAGAUGUUAGAUAGCUCAAGUCAACAAAGCUAUCAACCUUUCCAAGCAAGAAGAGGGAGAUUUCCUCCUUGUAAACACUGCCAAAAAACCAACCAUGAAGAAAGGAGAUGUUGGUUUAAAAAAAAAUCUCAAAUCCAGUGCAGAUUUUGCAAGAAAUAUGGCCAUAUGGAGAGAGAUUGCAGAGCUAAACAAGCUCAGCAAACUCAACGAACACAACAGCCUCAGUACAGACCAAAGCAACAGCAGAAAGCAAAUUAUGUUGAUGAACAUGCACAACAAGAUUACUUGUUUGUAGCCUUCUCAAGCAGCUCUUCAACUUCUACCAGUUCUUGGUGUAUUGACAGUGGUUGUACAAGCCACAUGGCUCAAGAUGAAAGUAUUUUCUUGGACCUGGACAAAUCAGUGAAAACAAGUCUCAGGCUUGGAAACGGCACUGUGGUUUUCUCACAAGGAAAGGGAACAGCAGCAAUCCCAACAAGUUCAGAUAUUUGUGGUCCCAUGAAAGUUCCUUCUUUAGGCCAAAACAAGUAUUUCAUUAUGUUCAUUGAUGAUUUCACUAGAAUGACUUGGGUCAAAGCUCAAGUGUUCUCAGUAUUCAAGAAGUUCAAGGCCUUGGUUGAAAACCAAAGUGGAUGCAGAAUUAAAAAGCUCAGAUCAGACAAUGGUAAAGAAUAUACCUUUUCUGAGUUCAAUAAUUUUUGUGAAGAGGCCAGCAUCCAACACCAACUUACAGUCAGCUACACUCCAGAGCAGAAUGGAGUUUCUGAGAGCAAGAAUAGGACAGUUAUGGAAAUGGCCAGGUGCAUGAUGUUAGAGAAGAAGCUACCCCAGUCUGUUUGGGCUGAAGCUGUGUAUACAGCAGUAUAUCUGCUAAAUGGUGUUUCCACUAAAGCUGUCAAAGAUAAAACACCAAUUGAAGCUUGGUAUGGCAUGAAGCCUUCUGCAAAUCAUUUAAGUGUUUUUGGUUCAACCAAGAAGGUCAAUGUUUGUAGAGAUGUGACUUUUGAUGAAGGAGCCUUUUGGUAUUGGGAAGCAGAAAAAGUUGAAAGAACAGAUGACGUGCGGAAAAACUCAGAAAAUUUAGCAAGCUCCAACAAGCCAUCAAAUACAGAAAUUGCUGAAGUCGAUGAUGACUCACCAAUUUUGAAGACAAAGUCCUCAUCUAAAGGGGAGAUAGCUGUGAUAGAGAAGAACGAAACCUGGUACCUCACAAAAAGGCCUCAAGACAAAAAUAUUAUUGGGGUGGUAACGAGCCAGCUUUUGCACAAUUUUAAGGCUGAAAUGAUGAAGGAGUUGAAAUCCAAACAAGUUUUCACGUACCUAAAAGGAACUUUUGAUUAUGGAAUCUGGUAUGAAAUGGGUUGCAAAGGAAAGCUUGAAGGUUAUGUUGAUACUGAUUGGGCUGGUUGUGAAGAUCAUAUGGAGAGCACAACUGGUUAUGUCUUUUCUUUUGGUUCUGGAGCAUUUUCUUGGAUUUCAAAGAAGCAGAAUGUGGUAGCACAAUCCAUGGCUGAAGCAGAAUAUGUUGCAGCAUCUGCAAAUCAGGCUGUAUGGUUGGGGAAAAUGCUGGUCGAUUUGGGUUUUGAUCAAGAUGAAGCUUGUGUUUUGAAGAUUGAUAAUAUGUCAGCAAUUUCGAUAGCUCAAAAUCCAAUUCAACAUGGAAGAACAAAAGCACAUCAAGGUUUGUUGAGUUCGCUUCACACUACGUCAGGUGGUAUUGGAGCGGGAACGCAUAAUCUUGGUAUCAUGGCUGAUGGGAGGCCGGAGGUAGCAAGGGAUGCUGACCGAGAUGUUGCUCGAGAGCGCCUUGUUGAUCAACACCAUCCUAUUAAUUGGAGGUUACAUGCUUAUGAUGAUUCAAGUGAUGAUGAUGUUGAUGUAGCCCAACAGGUGGUGAACCGUGGGAACCCAAGAAACAUCAGGGAACGUGGACGAGGUUAUGUCGGAGGGUUCGGAGGUGGCUACGGAGCAGGACAUCAAGAGAAUUACUAUGAACCAGAAGACUUUCGUCUAAAAGUCGACCUUCCUACUUUCGAUGGUUCUCUUGAUAUUGAGGGGUUUUUAGACUGCUUAUCAGAAGCAACGACAAAGGAGCAUUGGGGAAAAGGGUUUGAAUUUUAUCAAAAAGGUUAUAGCGCUUCUAGCUUAAAGUUCGAAGAUGACCUCACCCACCCUACACAAAGUAAACCAGCAAUAGACAAGCCAGCAGUGAAGAACACAAGCAAGAAAGCAAUGGAAGAGGCUGAAGCUUAUAAGAAGGUGGCUUUGAUUGAGCAAGGAGAUGAUGUUAAUGAAGUUCUUUGUGACCCAAAUGAUGAUGGAGACUAUGAGGAAGAUGAACACGAGCAAACUUAUGUGGUGAGGAGGACCAUGUUGUCACCAAAGACAGUGGGAGUCGAGAAUAUAAUUGGAAGGGAAGCCAUUGAAAAGUUGCAACUAGAAGUCGAGAAGCACCCAAGUCCCUAUACAAUUGGAUGGAUCAAGUCUGGAGAUGAAAUAAAGCACUCCGGAAGGAACAACGUUUAUUGUUUAGUCAAGGAAGGGGUACACUACACUUUGCUGCCUUUGUCAAGGAAAUCAAAAGCAAAAUCUACACCACCAAACGCAAACAAAACAUUCUUGACAGUGGUUAAUUCAGGGAAAGGAUUUUUGGAGUGCAAAGAGGCCAAUGAGGUUCAUUUUUUGCUGGUGAAAGAGUUACCGAACCAAGCUGAGAAAAGAGAGCUUCCUGAGGAGGUAAAAGUCAUCCUAAGAGAGUUUCCAGAUUUAAUUUCAGAUGAAUUACCUGUUGAGUUGCCACCAAUGAGGGAUAUACAGCAUCAUAUAGACCUCAUGCUGGGAGCUAGUUUGCCAAAUUUACCCCAUUACCGAAUGAGUCCAAAAGAGAAUGAUAUUUUGCGAGAGAAGGUUGAAGAGUUACUAGAGAAAGGUAUGAUCAGAGAGAGUAUGAGCCCUUGUGUUGUACCUGCAUUGCUCACACCAAAGAAAGAUGGAAGGAAGUUUAGGUGGGGAGACGAAGAAGAAAGAAGCUUUAUGUUGCUUAAAGAGAAGCUCUGCACAGCACCAGUCUUGGCUUCACCGAACUUUGGAAAGCUAUUUGAAGUGGAGUGGGCAUUGGAGCAGUACUUUCCCAAGAGAAGAGGCCUCUCUUCAAUGUCUCUCUCCAUUUCUUUGAGAAAUAACCGAACAUGGUAUCAGAGCCAUGAGUUCUUGAGGGACUCUUCACCGCAAAGACCCCCUAUUUUUGCUGGCCAAGACUACACAGUUUGGGCAGUGAAGAUGAAAGCAUAUCUAAGGGCUUUCGAACUUUGGGAAGUGGUUGAGACAGAUCGUCAACCAGCUUCUCUUCCUCCAAAUGCUACUCUUGCUCAAAUCAAGAGACACUCAGAGGAGGUGGCAAAGAGAUACAAAGCCUUGACCGGCCUUCACUCAGCAGCAAGACAAAUGGAGGUUCUCAAUCUGAAAAGAGAGUUCGUGCUCAUUAGAAUGAAGGAUACAGAGACGGUGAAGUUCUCCGACCAACUGACGAAGGUGGUGAACAAGAUAAGAUUGCAAGGGGAAGAACUGUCUGAUAAGGCAGUAGUUGAGAAGGUUUUGGUGAGUUUAUCGGAGAAAUUUGAGCACAAGAUCUCAUCCUUGGAGGAUUCCAAAGAUCUAUCUCAAUUGUCCUUGAAUGAAUUAGUCAAUGCUUUGCAAGCCGUGGAGCAAAGAAAGGCUUUGAGGCUUGAAAACAAUGUUGAAGGAACAUAUUUGGCAACUGAAAGAGAUAAAGUAGUAGCCAAAGAUGAUGAAAACAAGCAGCUCGGUGAUCAAAGAAACCAAGAAAAGGAAGGGUAUCAAAACAACAAAAAGGAGAGCUAUGCAUCUUGCUCUCAUUGCAAAAAGAAAGGCCAUUCCGAGAAAUAUUGUUGGUUUAGGCCUGGAGUUCAAUGUAGAAAGUGCAAGCAGUUUGGACAUGUUGAAAGGGUCUGCAAAGAAGGUUCAGAUCGGGUUCAGCAAGCAACAAUUGCAGAAAUUGUUGAAGAGGAAGAGCAUCUAUUUAUGGCUACAAAGACUAGAGAUUGCAGUGCAGCCAUCUUAAGCAGUGACUCUUGGUUGAUUGAUAGUGGUUGUACAAACCACAUGACCCCAAAUGCAGCCAUAUUCAAAAGUCUUGACAGAAAAUACAAUUCAAAAGUCAGACUGGGAAAUAGAGAAUUGAUGGAGGUCAAAGGCAAGGGAGUAGCUGCUGUUGAGACACAAACAGGUAUCAAAUACAUUCAUGAUAUACUGUUUGUGCCUAAUAUUAACUAUAGCUUGAUAAGUGUGGGUCAAUUGAUUGAACAUGGUUAUGUCCUUCAUUUUCAUGACAAAAUAUGUGAAGUAGAAGAUGAAUCUGGUUCAAAAAUGUUUACUGUUAGAAUGAAUGAAAGGAGUUUUCCCAUUCAAUGGAAACAAAUUGAAAUUAGUCCAAAGGCUAGUGUUGUUGAUGUGAGCAAAAGCGAGGAAUUUGAUGAAAGUGCAACUUGGAACUGGGAAAGCUCAAAAAUUGUUGCUGCAGAUCAGGUUCCUCUAGCAAAUGAUGAACCAAUAUUUGAUUUUGGGAAUGAUGAAUUUGAGCAGGAGAAUGAUGAUGAAUCUGAUGAUGUUUUUGCUAUUAGAGGGACCAGAACACAAGCUGACAUCUAUGAAAGGUGUAACAUGGUCAUUAAAGAACUUGCAAAUUAUUUAGGAGCUACAAGAUCGAAGGUCGGGAGAAUUACAAUGCAGGAGGAGUUUGCUAUGAAGAGUUGCAAAGUUGUUAAUAAUUCACUGGUUCCAGGAGAAAAAUUCAAAAAUGAAGUUCAAUUAGUUUAUUGCAAUUCAGAGGGGCAGAUAGCUGACAUUUUUACAAAGGGUUUGCAAAAAUCCAGGUUUGAGCUAUUAAGAGAACAACUUGGAAUGUGCAGCCUUGAUGUCAAGGAGGAGUGAUGGAAGUUAUGUGAAGCAGCUUAAGUGGCAGUAGCAGUAUAUCAGUGCCAUCAAGCUGCCCAAGUUCAGUUUGGUUAAACUGAAACUAACCAAACUGUUUUGUGUCCUUUUCUAGUCAUAUUUCUAGUUGGAGCCAUGUGAUGAUGUGUAUUAUUUUAAUGAUAAAAUAUUGUUGUAAAA
Rubroshorea leprosula is the source of this 5848-nucleotide messenger RNA. The record is from the annotation of a GenBank genome assembly. Lineage: Eukaryota; Viridiplantae; Streptophyta; Magnoliopsida; Malvales; Dipterocarpaceae.